UGCACAGUAUAUUUCUUGGAAGAAAAAAUAUUUCUAAUCAAAAUGGGAAAACAUAAAACUCAAAAACAGGAUGAGGUGAUGGUGGAGUUCAUGAGAAGUAAUCAGGAGUUGGCCAGAGGAUUUGUUAAAGGUGACCGAACUGCAGCUGAGGCCAAGUGGUCGCAGCUUACUACUGACUUAAAUGCGAUUGGUCCUCCUUGCAAGGACGUUAACGGCUGGAAAAAGGUUUGGUCGGAUUGGAAAAUAACCAUAAGGAGGAAACUUGCGAAAAAUAAGCAGGAAACCAAAGCUACCGGCGGCGGCCCAUACGCCCAGCUUGUCGUCCUUCCUAUAGAGGAGACCAUUGCCACCAUUUGUGGGCUCUUCGAAAUGGUGGACGGUGUAGGCGCAUCGACUUUUGGAGUUCCAAUUGCAGAAACCAGCCCAUCGGACCCAUUUUCCGACAUCUUAAAACGCGAGCCCACAGACAUUCAGGCAGAACAUUGCCAAACUAGGGCAGAACCUGUUAUUGUUGACAUUGACGAGGAAGGAGCAGGGGAAAGCCGUCCUCGUUCGAAAUCAGUGCCACAAAAGAGCGUACCAACUGACUUACAAGGUCUAUGUGCAGCUCAAAUAGAGGCUCUUAAAAAAGUGGUCGAAACCUUGGGCAAAAUGAGCGCCCAACAGGCAGAUUAUUACAGACGCAUUGAAGAAAUAAAGAGGGAAGAGCUUGAGGUAACUAAGUCGAUAGCCGAGGCAGUUUCCAAAAUAGCGGCGAAUUAUAUUUAAUACAUUUUCUUUUAUCUAUCUUUUUUUAAUUCUUUAACAAAUUUGAAUAUUUUAUUUAUUUAUUAUUUAGAGGUGAUUAGUGGCCUGUCGAAUCGCUAAAAAAUCCCUUAAUGUAAAUGAUGCCUUAAUACAGUAGGAGGUCAAACAGUUACGACAGAGUACAAAAUACUGGAUGUAACCAAAUUGGGCAAAUUUAAACUUUUUGGUUAGUUAUAAAAAUAUUGUCCCUCAUAUAACUAAUUUCAUAUCAAUUGAAUUUUCCA
This is a messenger RNA of Rhagoletis pomonella (apple maggot), 1031 nucleotides long. RefSeq lists its product as uncharacterized. The record is from RefSeq and is a predicted model, not a curated record. Bases 43 to 768 code for a protein of 241 amino acids. Lineage: Eukaryota; Metazoa; Arthropoda; Insecta; Diptera; Tephritidae. The transcript is spliced from 3 exons. Gene Ontology annotation, cellular component: nucleus.